Molecule: messenger RNA, 2726 nt
Organism: Octodon degus (degu)
Lineage: Eukaryota; Metazoa; Chordata; Mammalia; Rodentia; Octodontidae
Gene: Zbtb48
Product: zinc finger and BTB domain containing 48
Exons: 10
Coding region: 614-2680 (688 amino acids)
Biological process (GO): regulation of transcription by RNA polymerase II
Cellular component (GO): nucleus
Molecular function (GO): RNA polymerase II cis-regulatory region sequence-specific DNA binding; protein binding; DNA-binding transcription factor activity, RNA polymerase II-specific
Source: RefSeq, a predicted model, not a curated record
CGGCGUCUCCGCACGGUGGGCCGGGCACGUCGUGCCGGGGUAGUUUGGUCGGUAAUUGUGGCAGCGACCCAGCGGUGGCCAGCGCUGCGGGCCCAGGGAAUACGGGCUUUGGUGAGGCGGGAACAGGACGCAGGAGUGGGGCUGCGGGCUGCUGAAGCGGCUGACGGGGGGAUCGCGGUCGCCUUCUGCCGGCAGCUCGCGAUCCGUGGGUGCGGCGUGUGCUCGGCUCACCUGUGCAUGGCCGCCGCGCUCCUCCAGUCGGAGUCCCCUGGCUGUGCCCGGAGGCUCAUCUCGCGUCUGUCCCGCGCCUCCUUUGGCCAACUUUGAUUUUUCCCGCCAGCACCCCCCCUUCUCGCCCCUGUCCUGACCCCGUCCUCCCUCCUGUACCGCACCCCUCUCCCUGGCCCGUCUUAUGUACCCUCCCGGGAGGAGGCAGGCUGUCCGUUCCUGCCCCCCGCCUGCGCUCCCGGACCUCGACCCAAGCCCUCGUUCUGACUAGCGUGCUUGAGGAGCGCCCACCUCACCUUUCUCGCAGUUGGAAGCCGGGAACUUGCUCUUGCUUACUUGGCUGGGCUGCCGUGGGUGUCACUUCUGCCUUCCCCUUCUCCAGGCAAUGGACGGCUCCUUCGUCCAGCACAGCGUGAGGGUUCUGCAGGAGCUCAACAAGCAGCGGGAGAAGGGACAGUACUGCGACGCCACCCUGGACGUGGGGGGCCUGGUGUUCAAGGCACACUGGAGUGUCCUUGCCUGCUGCAGCCACUUCUUCCAGAGCCUCUAUGGGGACGGGUCAGGGGGCAGUGUUGUCCUCCCUGCUGGUUUCGCAGAGAUCUUUGGCCUCCUCCUGGACUUUUUCUACACUGGUCACCUUGCCCUCACCUCAGGGAACCGGGAUCAGGUGCUCCUGGCAGCCAGGGAGUUGCGAGUGCCAGAGGCCGUGGAGCUGUGCCAGAGCUUCCAGCCCAAAACUUCCGGGGGACUGGCAUUGAGUGGCCAUAGUGGGCUGGGGAAACCUGCCUCCCGGGACGUGGACAGCCACCUCAAGGAGCCAACGGACUUGGGGGAAGAGGAACGUUCCAGAACUCUGGGCCUGGUUCCCAGGCCUCAGGAUCCCAGAGACAGUCACGGCUGCCAGAGGCCUCAGCUAAGUCCCUCUGCUGAGACUGAGAACCCCUCCUUUCUCCGAGGGAAACUCAAGCAGGCUGUGAAGCCUUGUUCCCCAGAGGACAAGGAGCCCGAGGACUGCAAAAUGUCCCCAAGGCCCUUCCAGGCAGAAGGUGCUCAGCUGCAGGGCGGGAAUAACGAGUGGGAAGUGGUGGUUCAGGUUGAGGAUGACGGGGAUGGCGACUAUGUUUCUGAGCCUGAGAGUGUGCUGACCGGGAGGAAGUCAAACGUAAUCAGAAAGCCGUGUGCUGCCGGGCCAGCCCUGGGCUCGGGUUCCCUAGCAGUUGAGCCCACUGAGAACAGAAAAGGGACAGCGGUGCCUGUUGAAUGCCCCACAUGCCAUAAAAAGUUCCUCAGCAAAUAUUACCUAAAAGUCCACAACAGGAAGCACACCGGGGAGAAGCCCUUUGAGUGUCCCAAGUGUGGGAAGUGCUACUUCCGGAAGGAGAACCUCCUGGAGCACGAAGCCCGGAAUUGCAUGAACCGCUCGGAGCAGGUCUUCACAUGCUCCGUGUGCCAGGAGACCUUCCGCCGGAGAACGGAGCUGCGCGUGCACAUGGUGUCGCACACAGGGGAGAUGCCCUACAAGUGCUCCUCCUGCUCCCAGCAAUUCAUGCAGAAGAAGGAUUUGCAGAGCCACAUGAUCAAGCUGCAUGGAGCCCCCAAGCCCCACGCAUGCCCUACCUGCGCCAAGUGCUUCCUGUCCCGGACUGAGCUACAGCUGCAUGAGGCCUUUAAGCACCGUGGCGAGAAGCUGUUCGUGUGUGAGGAGUGCGGGCACCGGGCCUCGAGCCGCAACGGGCUGCAGAUGCACAUCAAGGCCAAGCACAGGAACGAGCGGCCGUAUGUCUGUGAGUUCUGCAGUCACGCCUUCACCCAGAAGGCCAACCUCAACAUGCACCUGCGCACACACACAGGGGAGAAGCCCUUCCAGUGCCAUCUCUGUGGCAAGACCUUUCGCACCCAAGCCAGCCUGGACAAGCACAACCGCACCCACACAGGCGAGCGACCCUUCAGCUGCGAGUUCUGCGAGCAGCGCUUCACAGAGAAGGGGCCCCUCCUGAGGCACGUGGCCAGCCGCCACCAGGAGGGCCGCCCUCACUUCUGCCAGAUCUGUGGCAAGACCUUCAAAGCCGUGGAGCAGUUACGUGUGCACGUCAGGAGGCAUAAGGGGGUGAGGAAGUUCGAGUGUACAGAGUGUGGCUACAAAUUCACACGGCAGGCCCACCUGCGGAGGCACAUGGAGAUCCACGACCGUGUGGAGAACUAUAACCCACGGCAGCGCAAGCUCCGCAACCUUGUUAUUGAGGACGAGAAGGUGGUGGUGGUGGCGCUGCAGCCACCAGCAGAGCUGGAGGUGGGCUCGGCCGAGGUCAUUGUGGAGUCCCUAGCCCAGGGCAGCCUGGCCUCCCAGCUGCCCAGCCAGAGACUGUGCACGGAGGAGGGCUUCACUGGCCCAGGCGUCCUGGAGCCCUCGCUCAUCAUCACGGCUGCUGUCCCCGAGGACUGUGACACAUAACCCCCCUCCUCGGAGCCCAGCUCCCAAUAAACCUGAGGUUUGGACU